This is a messenger RNA of Australozyma saopauloensis, 2340 nucleotides long. Its product is annotated as AAA family ATPase. Lineage: Eukaryota; Fungi; Ascomycota; Pichiomycetes; Serinales; Metschnikowiaceae. The coding region runs from base 1 to 2340 and encodes 779 amino acids. The transcript has a single exon. Gene Ontology annotation, molecular function: ATP hydrolysis activity; ATP binding. The record is from RefSeq and is a predicted model, not a curated record. Gene Ontology annotation, cellular component: cytoplasm.
AUGUCGUCAAAAACAAAGAAGAAGCCAACUGCCGCUUCUCCGGCUCCCGCUCCCGAGAAGAAGUUCAAGGUGCCCAAAGCAUUGAUCGCUCGGCCAAACUCAAACGGUAUCCUGACCAUUGUGCUUAAUGCCGAUUUGGCCGAUGGGCUUGAACUUCAAAAGGGAGCAUUUGCGGUUGUGAGCAAAAGCACCGGCUCUGGGUCGGUCGUUGCCUUGGUUGAAGUUUCAGAAGAUAUCGAGGCCUGUGAGGUCCUCAUAUCUAAACCAACCCGGGCCUUAUCUGGGAUACUUUUAGGUGACCGGUUGAGCAUAUCCAAACACAAGGCUCAGAUGAGCUACGCCGCCAAGGUCUAUGUCAAUGUUCAACAAUUACUUAGCAAAGACGGCGAGAUACAGGCUCCUUCUUCAGAUGCUUUGAAAAAGACAUUGCUUGGGGCGGGAAUCAUACAUGCUGGUCUCACAAUUACUACAAAUGACCAUAUGAUUCAAGUUGUUGAUAUCGAUUCACAAAGCAAGAACAACAUCUCCUCUGUUGCGUCGCAAUUGUCGCAGCUCUCUCUCUCUAGCGGCCCUGAGCCCUUGUUCGUCAGUCCACCUCACCUCUUCAUCGGCACUUCUGAAGUGGAGGUUGUAGAACACCCUCUAGAUAACGCAAAGUAUCCACGCGUGCCUCGCCCAGUUCGCUUUGAUCAAGUGGGUGGUCUUGAGAAGCCAAUUGCACUUCUAAGAUCCACCGUUGAAUUACCUCUUCAUCAUGCAUCCUUGUUCCUGGACUUUGGAAUAUCUCCUCCUCGAGGCAUUCUUUUGCAUGGCCCACCUGGAACAGGUAAAACAAUGCUUCUCCGAUGCGUAGCUCAUGAAUGUGAUGCCCAUGUCUUGACUGUAAAUGGGCCACUGAUUGUGUCCAAGUAUCUCGGUGAAACCGAACAAGUCCUUCGUGACAUGUUCGCCGAGGCAAUCAAAUACCAGCCAUCCAUCUUGUUUAUGGACGAAAUUGAUUCGUUGGCCCCCAAGAGAGGUCUGGACGAUUCUAUGGAGUCUGACUCUAGAGUAGUGGCUACCUUGUUGACCAUGAUGGAUGGAAUGGGUGAGUCGGGCCGUGUAGUAGUGGUAGGAGCAACUAACAGACCCAACUCCAUAGACCCGGCACUCCGGAGACCUGGAAGAUUUGAUCAAGAAGUGGAGGUUGGAAUUCCUGACGUUGAAGCCAGAAAGGACAUUCUUACCAAACAACUCAACAGAAUGAAUGCCUCCAAGUGUGCGCUCUCUCAAGAAGAUAUACGAGCGGUUGCUCUGAAAACACAUGGAUAUGUGGGUGCCGACUUAUCGGCUCUCUGUAGAGAAGCUGUGAUGAAGACCAUCGCGAGAGGUUUGUCUGGUGGUGCCGUUGGGUCCAGUAUAGCUGCAUUGGCUUCCUCUAGUGGCUUCUCUGAGCUCGAUAGUUCCAUCAAAGUUGAACUCGGCGAUCUUGAAGCUGCUCUAGUGGACGUCCGCCCCUCAGCGAUGAGAGAAAUCUUCUUGGAAAUGCCCAAGGUCUCAUGGAGUGACAUUGCGGGCCAACAUGACUUGAAGCAAAAGCUUAUCGAAGUGGUGCAGUUGCCUCUCGAAGCAGCGGAUUCGUUCAAAAAGUUCGGAAUCUCUGCUCCCAAGGGUGUAUUACUCUACGGUCCUCCAGGAUGUUCUAAGACUCUUACCGCAAAAGCACUCGCCUCGGAGUCUGGACUCAAUUUUCUUGCGGUGAAGGGUCCGGAAAUUCUUAACAAGUACGUCGGUGAGAGUGAGAGAACCAUUCGUGAGAUCUUCAGGAAGGCUCGGUCCGCUGCACCCUCAAUCAUUUUCUUUGAUGAGAUUGAUGCAAUUGCUUCUAGCCGUGAAGAGGCUCUGACCCUGGCUAGCCAGAAUGUUCUAACCUCGUUACUUAAUGAGAUUGAUGGUGUUGAAGAGCUCAAGGGUGUUGUUGUUGUCGCUGCCACGAAUCGUCCAUCAGAGUUAGAUGCUGCACUUUUACGUCCUGGCCGUUUGGAUAGGCACAUUUACGUUUCGCCCCCCGAUAAAGAGGCCAGAGAGGACCUUCUCAAAAAGAAGUGUGUCAAAUUUGAUGUCGAGGGUCUGGAAGAUUUGUUCGAGUACUUAGCUGAAGCCACAGAAGGCUGUUCGGGUGCCGAGGUCGCUCUUUUAUGUCAGGAAGCAGGUCUUGCAGCCAUAAAGGAGAACGCAAACGCUGAGAAAGUUUUGAAGAAACAUUUUGAGCAUGCUCUUGAAGGAAUUUCUCGUGGUAUUACGCCAGAGAUGAUUGAGUAUUAUGAGGAGUUCGCUCAUAGAAGUGGAUUGUCUAUGUAG